Sabethes cyaneus is the source of this 355-nucleotide messenger RNA. Its product is annotated as INO80 complex subunit C. Gene Ontology annotation, biological process: chromatin remodeling. Lineage: Eukaryota; Metazoa; Arthropoda; Insecta; Diptera; Culicidae. The record is from RefSeq and is a predicted model, not a curated record. The transcript is spliced from 2 exons. Bases 1 to 345 code for a protein of 114 amino acids. Gene Ontology annotation, cellular component: Ino80 complex.
AUGGAGGAACAACCGAUGCCUGUUUUCAAACGGAUGACUUUAGCCCAAACCAAUCCGAUCGCCGGCAAUAAAAAACGAACGUGGAAAUCUUUGAAACAAAUUUUGGCUUACGAACGGACGCUACCUUGGAAGGAAUCCGACGUUACUUAUUCAUCGAUCAAUGGGCCACCGUCCUUCGUGCCGGCAAAAAAAUACUCUGACAUAUCGGGUCUAAUUGCUCCGUACACCGAUCCUCAUUCCAAGCUGCACUACCACAAUGCAGAAGAAUUUCAAACCGUACGCAGUUUACCGAUGGAUAUUACGGCCGGUUUUCUUGCCCUUCGUGGCGCUAGCAGCAUUGUUUAAGUAACGGAUU